Molecule: messenger RNA, 2013 nt
Organism: Haemonchus placei
Lineage: Eukaryota; Metazoa; Nematoda; Chromadorea; Rhabditida; Trichostrongylidae
Source: the annotation of a GenBank genome assembly
AUGUCAGACCAGAUACAACCACCACUGAAAGGCCUUUCGGCAAGUGGCUCCGAUGCUCUGCUACGGCGAAAAACGUCCACCCCACGUGAAUGGUUAGGAGGUCGUUAUGCCAAGUUGCAAAAGCGAAAAGACCCGUUGGCAAGCUAUCCGCCUGAGUUUCGAGCGAAACUUAAGGAAUGGCCAAAACUUCUUCAGGCCGAAAUCGAUGAGAGUGUAUCUCAUCUGAAAGAGCUACGGGAAGUCAGCGAUCUCCCUGCUCUCGAAGACCGCGGACUACUACUAGGUAACCUCCGGCUUGUCUCCGAUGAUCUGCACCCGAUCACAGGGCGUACUGUCGUUCUUAGAAGGGCUCCUUCUUUGAAUGGACCCGACCGUUCCAAGAUUUUUCGUACAGGUGCCCCUGUUACCAUUCGUGAUGCUAAAACGUUAAGGGAAAUAGCUGAAUGUGUAAUGUUGGCAUCCAGCAGGAAGGAAAUCAAGAUUAAAAUCCGGCCUUCGAGCGGAUCAAGACAUCUGGAUGGUGAUACAGAAUACAUGCUUACAAUGUCACAAUCAAGCGGAGCUAUGCACUCUGUUCAGGAUUUCUUUCUGCAGAAUAAAGUGGUCGAUACACCUGGUGUAGAUUUAUUGGGUUACGCUUUUAGAGCCAAGAACAUGCCCUCAAUACACAAUGAUAGGAUGAUAGCGGACCUAUCGGAUGAGUUGAAUGAAAGUCAACGACGAGCUGUUAGUGCUGCGUUGAACAAGAAACGUCCUUUUGUGACUAUUCAAGGCCCACCGGGAACUGGGAAAACGCGAGUAGUAGCUGAAAUAGUUCGGCAGUUACUGCGUAGAAAAAUGAAGACUCUCGUGUGUGCUCCGUCCAACGUGGCGACUGAUAAAGUCAUGUCAGAAGUCAUUAGGUUAUUGGACAGUGAAAAACUUGAAAAUAUUGAUCCAGAUGACCUAAUGCAAGGCAUGAUUUCCGAUGCGGAAACCAUUGAAGAGGCUAUAACGUCCAAUGAUAAGUAUCCUGAGCUGUGUGAUAUGUUCGACAAGAUGAAUAGCCCAAUAGAUGAAGAGGACAGAGGAAAGAUGAAAAAGGAGGCGAACAAGUUGAAAUGGAAAAUCAUCAAGGAAUCCUACAAGAAGCGUCUUGCUAUUUUCUGCACUUUAACGUCAUCAGCAAUUCAACGGUUAGCGCAAAAACUUAAUGGCGAACUGCAACCUAAUUUUCUUGCAGAUGAAGCGGCGCAAGCGUCGGAACCCGUCGCAUGGGCUGCUGUUGUACAAGCCAAGCGCUGUAUACUAGCCGGGGAUCAUGCGCAGCUUCCCUCCACCAUCCUCUCUCUCGAUGCUCGCAAAGGGAAUCUUGAUGUUUCUUUGAUGGAGAGACUCGCGAAGGAGUUCUCUAAUACAAAUAUCAACCAGCUAUUGACCGUUCAAUAUAGGAUGAACGAAAAGAUUAUGCAAUGGUCUUCCACGGAGUUUUAUGAAUCAAGACUUGUAGCUGCCGAAGAAGUGUCACAGAUUACCCUGAGUGACAUAUCCUUCAUUCCGAGCGAUUCUCCGUUGAAUAUACCACUCCUGAUGAUAAACACCGAUCUUGCAAAGGAAGAUGGGAAACAUCUAUUUAGAGAAUUGUCGUCUCAGAUGUCAUUCAAAAAUCCAGGUGAAGCUGCACUAGUGAUCCGUUAUGUAGAUGUUCUGAAGUCAAUUGGAAUCUCAGGAAAGGAGAUCGCUGUCAUUUCUCCCUAUUACGCACAGGUGGCGGCGAUUCGUAGUAUUAUAAACGCAACAGAUGUAUCCGUAAACACCGUAGAUUCAUUCCAAGGUCAAGAGCGGGAAGUUGUCGUUUUCAGCAUGGUUCGGCAUAAUCCUGAACAAGUAAUUGGAUUUCUGCAAAAUGAGCGCCGUCUGAAUGUUGCGAUUACACGUGCGAAGCGACAAUUUGUUCUGAUUGGCAGUGCUCGUAUGAUGAAAAAGAACCGUCAUUUGCGUUCACUUUUGAGGUUCGAGAUUUUCUUACGUUAG